Messenger RNA from Syzygium oleosum, 3347 nucleotides. Its product is annotated as pentatricopeptide repeat-containing protein At5g39350. NCBI's taxonomy places the organism in Eukaryota, Viridiplantae, Streptophyta, Magnoliopsida, Myrtales, Myrtaceae. Gene Ontology annotation, biological process: RNA modification. Gene Ontology annotation, molecular function: protein binding; RNA binding. The record is from RefSeq and is a predicted model, not a curated record. The coding region runs from base 229 to 2229 and encodes 666 amino acids. The transcript has a single exon.
AAAUCAAAUCGAUCGAUUUCACGUGAGUAGCAUCCGGUUCGAUGGAUUCAUGUCGAUUUCCGUUCCCAACGGACCGAGCAUAAGCUUCUCAUCACCGUGCGGUCGUGGAGGCCCGGUUCCAUUCGUACUUUCCGGCGCGCGACGUCUCAGACGAGGAAUCGCCGAACCGGGCAUGAGCACCCGCCGCCGUCCGCCUCCAACACCGAGUCGGCGCCGCCGGACUCAUGAAUGGCCGGAAGCCACCUUCUCCGGCCAUCGCUAGCCCAGUGCCGGUCACUUCUUCAGCGCUUCAAAGCGACUCGGUCCCUGACGAGCACCAAGCUGCUCCAUGCCCGGAUCGUCGUCUCGGGGCUACUCCCCACCUCGGCCUCCACCGCGCAGGUCCUCUCUGAUCUCGCCCUCACCUACGCGUUGUGCGGGCACGACCCCCACGCCGCCGCACUGUUCGACGAAUUGCCUGAGAGAAGCCCGCCUCUGUGCAAUGCCCUCAUCAGGAUGUACAACCUCUGCGGCCGACAUCGCGAGGCACUCCGCGUGUUCGCUGGGAUGCUUGCCUCGGGUCGGUGCCCGCCGGAUAAUUUCACGUACACGUUCGUCUGCAAGGCCUGCGGCGACCUGUCGCGGCUUGACAUCGGGUUUGCUGUCCAUGGGAAGGUGUUUGCUGCCGGGUUCAAUUCGGACACCUUCGUGCAGAACGCUUUGCUUGCGUUGUACAUGAAUUGCGGGGAAAUGGCGGCUGCAAGAAAGGUUUUUGACGAGAUGCGGGAGCGGACGGUGGUCUCAUGGAAUACUGUGAUUAGUGGGUACUCCAAAAAUUCAUAUUCGGGGGAGGCGGUGAUGCUUUUCAAGUCGAUGGUGAAUGCUGGUGUGGAGCCUGAUAGUGCCACAGCAGUUUCAGUGUUACCAGCUUGUGGCAAUAUGAAGGAGUUAGACAUGGGUAAGUGUGUUCAUAAUAUUGUUGAAGAGAAAGGUUUAGGGAACAAGAAUAUAGCUGUGAGUAACGCAUUGCUAGAUAUGUAUGCAAAGUGUGGUAGAAUGGAUGAAGCUCAGGCAGUUAUCCGUGAAAUGGAUAAGAGGGAUGUUGUAACAUGGAGUGCCAUGAUUAACGGAUAUGUUUUGAAUGGUGAUGUCAGAAAAGCUUUGGAUAAUUGUCGGCUAAUGCAGUUUGAUGGGGUGAAACCAAAUCCAGUGACUCUAUCUUCUCUCCUUUCAGCAUGCGGUAGCUCCUUUCUGCUCAAGCUUGGAAAGUGCUUGCAUGGCUGGUCGGUGAGACAAAAGCUCGAAUCUGAUGUACUGAUAGAGACAGCACUAAUUGACAUGUAUGCAAAAUGCAAGCGUGUGGAUGUCAGCUUUCAUGUUCUCGCAAGAGCUUUACAGAAGAGGACCGCACCAUGGAACGCAAUCCUGUCGGGAUGUGUCCACAAUGGCCUUGCUAAAGAAGCCAUACAAGCUUUUAAACAAAUGCUGAUAAAAGAAGUAGAACUGAACCUCGCAACUGUGAACAGUCUCCUUCCAGCAUAUGCCAUUCUAGCAGAUUUGCAGCAAGCAAUGAAUAUACAUGGCUAUGUAGCAAGAUCUGGCUUGGCAAUAAAUGUAGAAAUCAUCACAGGCCUUAUUGAUAUUUACGCAAAGUGUGGACGUCUAGAAUCUGCUCAUGAACUUUUUAAUGAUAUCCCUAGGAAUGAAAAGGACAUCGUAGCGUGGAGUGUAAUAAUAGCUGGUUACGGAAUGCAUGGGCAUGGUGAAGCUGCUGUUUCGCUUUUUAAGGAAAUGGUUCACUCGGGAGUUAAUCCCAAUGAAGUCACUUUUACCUCUGUUUUGCAUGCUUGUGGCCAUGCAGGUCUGGUGGAGGAAGGUUUGGAUUUGUUCAAUUUCAUGCUCCAUAAGAACCCAGUGAGGCCUCAUUUUGAUCACUACACAUGCAUGGUUGAUCUUUUAGGCCGGGCAGGUCGGCUGCAAGAGGCUUAUGGUUUAAUUAAAACAAUGCCAUUUAAGCCCAACCAUGCUGUUUGGGGUGCAUUGCUCGGUGCUUGCGUAAUCCAUGAGAACGUGGAAUUGGGUGUGAUCGCUGCAAAAUGGCUCUUUGAGCUUGAGCCUGAGAACACAGGCAACUAUGUACUGCUGGCAAAAAUUUAUUCAGCAUUGGGAAGGUGGAAAGAUGCAGAGGACAUUAGACAUAUGAUGAAGAAAAUAGGAUUGAGAAAAGCACCAGCUCACAGUUUAGUAUAAGCUAUGCAGGUGUAGAUACUGGAAUUCUUGUUAUUGCGUAUAAGAGCCUGUACGCUACCUGUGCCAUAGAAUCCCCCUGAGUUGCAAUUUGCGAACUGUUGCUGGAGCUGAUUUACCAAGCGAAUUGCAAGAGGUUUGUUCAUUGGAAACUGGAUCGUUUACCAUCUUCUGUGUGUAGGAAUUAUAAGAGUGGAAAUUUGCAAAGAAAAAUUCUGAUCAAAAGCAAUUAACUGGUUGAAAUGACUUGAGGACUUUGUGCUCUCUGUUCUCUGAGCAGGGGCCACCUAUCAAUGGAUGAAUUGGUUUCCAGAAUAUCCAAACAGUUUGGGCAUUUGCUUCUACUCGCACCUGCAAUGAUGCUUUCUCAGGUCGGUGAUGAUAUUCGUGUUUGCGCUAUUUGUUGUCAUGGAAAGAAUUGCAUCAGUUGGAUUGUGCUUUCAUCACGGCCACAGAGGGUAGAGAUCAUGAGCAUGGCAACUUGGGAACAACAGAUUGUCCCCCUUUGGUGAAGUGAAUUCAACUUGGGAACAACAUACAGCAAAUUGGUGAUCGUUUUCGUAGUUAUGGUACAGCCACUUUAUUGAACGUCUGAAGUUAUUACACAUCUGUCCUAUUUUCUCCAUCGAUUAUGCAUGCUGGUUGCCUGGAUCUACUUAAUUUCGGCUUACUGACUGCUUGGACUUGAUUCAGUAGUUAUUGGAAUACAACUACAUGAGUAUGAAAAGCUACUUGAGCGGCUUGCAGGUUUAUCUGACCUGGAAAUCGGGCCGACUCCAUUUUACAUCGGCUUAUUUUCUUCGAAGAUCGAGUUCGAUACAGAAAUUCUGACCGGGAUACCAUGUCUCUGGUUUUUUAGUUGGGCAAGAUUUGAGUUCCUUUAGCCAAUGGCUUAAAAUGCCCGCAAAGGAUUCUCCCAUAUGGUCACAAAGAAAAAGCUAAUCGCAGGGGGCAAGUCUUAGUGCUUAUCCAAGACAAGAAUAUGCUGCAUUCAUUUGUGGAUCCGUCCUGUUUAAUCAGGAGAUACUAGGACUAGUGAGCUAAAUUGGUGUGUAAAGUGAUGUUGGCAGGUUCAUCCACUAAUUUAAAUAACAAUUUACAGCUGGUCUUGUUAUUCUGUA